This is a messenger RNA of Mya arenaria, 3236 nucleotides long. RefSeq names its product putative RNA polymerase II subunit B1 CTD phosphatase RPAP2. Lineage: Eukaryota; Metazoa; Mollusca; Bivalvia; Myida; Myidae. The record is from RefSeq and is a predicted model, not a curated record. Gene Ontology annotation, molecular function: RNA polymerase core enzyme binding; RNA polymerase II CTD heptapeptide repeat phosphatase activity. The coding region runs from base 134 to 2182 and encodes 682 amino acids. The transcript is spliced from 11 exons. Gene Ontology annotation, cellular component: nucleus; cytoplasm.
CUUCAGAACGAUUUACGUUAACCAAAAUCGAAUCCCCUAAAUAUUCGAUUUCGUUUCCCAUAUAACACAUACCGGUUUCACAACAUUUCGGCAAUACAUACACUUUCUUCUUGUCUUCCCUACACCUGAAGACAUGACAUCAGGCAGUUCUGAAGCUGAGAAGCAGGCGGAGUUACGGAGGAAAAUUGAGUAUAAGGUGGCGUGUGAGGAGAGGGCACACAAAAUUGUGGAACGACUCAUUGACAAUCCGAUCUCACAGGAUACCCUUCUAAAUGCUGUACAAUUGAUAACCCCGAGCCAUUAUGAAGACAUCACUGUGGAGCGAGCCAUAGCCAAGCUGUGUGGAUAUCCACUGUGCCAAAACAACCUGGAAAAGAUUCUAAAACAGCGGUACAUCAUAUCAACGAAGACCAACACAGUUUAUGACAUAGAAACUAGGAAGAACUUCUGCAGUAGUCAAUGUUUAAAGGCAUCACACCACCUAGAAAAACAGAUAUCCAGUGACCCUGUCUGGUCCAGGAAAAAUCUCCCGCCAAGAAAGAUACAACUACUGCCCAUUGAUUUGAAGUGUGGCAAGCUAGGAGAUGAAGUUCUGGUGUCUAAACAUGUGUCCGACCUCAAACAUGAGGUGACUAGCCUUGAAAAACAAGACGAGUACUUAAAAAACCUGCAUGAAAUGAUAAAGAAGAGCAAUAAGACAGGAGACGAAGCAGGGAAAGAUGAAACAAAAGCUGAUAGUCAGAGAGGGAGUGUAAACACAGAGAAAGCAAGAGGGAAUAUAAGCACCGAUGAGCCUUGUGUGUACACACUUGAUAAGGCCAUGAGUGAUCUAGGUAUGACUGAUGGUGGUGAAGGAGCUCUCCAUGAAAAAGAUGACACUAUUGCAGAAUCUGAUAAAGACUCACAAGACAACUUCAGAACUGAAGCUAAGGAGGCUGACAGUGAAGAGGAUUUUCAAAGGACGGAUAAACAUUCACAAAAUGAGAGACCUAGUGAAACUUGCACUAAGGUAGAUCAGUCAAGCAAUGUUAAGGUGCCCAAUGUUGAAAAGGAAACAAAACUUGAUAAUAAACAACCUGAACCCAGUGUAUCUAAACCAAAUAAAAAGGACAAAAAAGCUGCCACAAAAGCAAAAACUGACUAUCUAAUGCAGUUGUUAGAUAAAAGAAAAUCCUUAUUGUCAAAAAUGGUUGAUAUACAGGACACUUCAGAGGAUGUUGUAAAACCUGGUGAAGAAAUGAAAGAAAAUGCUGAACUUAGUGAUAAGAAAUUAGAGUAUUUGGGAGACACUGUUGAACCCAAAGUUAUGGAAAGGUCUACUGCAAGCCAGGGUGUUCAUGUACGUGAAAUACAAACUGUGCAUGUAAAGCAUGGUGCUCAAAGCACUGAUAGUAAGAAAAGCAAUGGAGUCUGUCCAAAAAAACAAGUGUCCACUUUAAAACUCAUUUGUGAAACUUUGAGAUCUUGGAUAUCACAAGACACUGUAGAGUUUUUAAAUACUGGUCAGGCAGAAACAGGUUCAGGGGAUAGCAGGAGUGAUAGUGCAUCCAUGGGAAAGAAAUCUGACAUGGAAAGACAGUAUGAUGCGCUAGUGGCCAAAGUUGAUGCUCAGGAAGCAGAAUUUGACAAUCUGUUAGGUGAGGAGAGUUUGGAGGAAGUUGCCCCACCCAGUGGUCCCCUGCCUCACUAUGAGGUAUUAAAGGAGGAGAUAGAGGAGAACCAGUACCGAGUUCAAAAGUUCCUCAAAGGGGCAUUCACUUAUAAAAUACAAGAGAGACAAGUUCUGGAAAAGGAUUCCAAUGAUGGAGUGGCUUUACCAACUUUGGACAGAUAUGACCAGCUCCUUAUACGUCGGAGGAUCGUCCUGGAUCGCAUCAGUAAAGUGCUGCCCUCCCUGCUGUCCCCACUAGAUCUGAUUCAGGAUGUGUACACACACUUCAGAGAACUUGUCUUCACUUUCAGAUUAACCAGUGAAAACAUCAUCUUUAAACCAGCAGAGUGGACCCUUGUUGCUCUUAUUAUGCUGAAGCUACUGUCCAAGAAGAUUCCCAGCCUUGAGCAGGCCUUUAGAAGCCCAAGCUCAGAGAAAUAUUUCAACUUGUUACUGUCAAGCCUCAGAGAGGACAUGACUACUCUUCAAAGCCAUGUGGACUCAGUCAUUCCAACUUUAAAGAGGAGGUGAAUUCCCUUCAAAGUCAUGUGGACUGGGUCAUUCCAACUUUAAAGAGGAGGUGAAUUCCCUUCAUAGUCAUGUGGACUCAGUCAUUCCAACUUUAAAGAGGAGGGGAAUUCCCUUCAUAGUCAUGUGGACUCAGUCAUUCCAACUUUAAAGAGGAGGCGAAUUCCCUUCAUAGUCAUGUGGACUGGGUCAUUCCAACUUUAAAGAGGAGGUGAAUUCCCUUCAUAGUCAUGUGGACUCAGUCAUUCCAACUUUAAAGAGGAGGUGAAUUCCCUUCAUAGUCAUGUGGACUCAGUCAUUCCAACUUUAAAGAGGAGGUGAAUUCCCUUCAUAGUCAUGUGGACAUCUUGCUGUACCCAUCUGCAAAGUCCAUCACCUCUGAGUCCACUGUGUACUUAUUCACUUCCACAGACAGCUGCCCCAUCUCCUCCGAGUUGAACAAGUUUGGCAGUUCUAUUCCAAUGUUCGUCAAUGUACUUGAAGCUUGGCCGUGACUUGCCAUUGCUGGGUCCAGGACAGGUAGACGCCUGAUUAUAGUCUUGUUGUUGAGUGACAAUGUUUUCAGCAUCUUCUGAGCUGCCACCACAUACCCGUGCCGGAGGUCAGAGUACAACUGACUUACCCAGUGUUUGCAUUUCUUGUCCAUGCGUGCCUUGUUUAGCCUUGUCUAAAUUAACCAUCACUAAUUCAGACGUCAUAAAAAAACUAGCAAUGGUGUUGAACAAAGUUUGCAUAUUUUGACUACUUUCUCACUUUUAAAGAAGCAGUUCUAAACUAGCUCUACAAAAAUCAUAAUGAAUGUACACUCCAGUCCGAAAGAUGGGCAUCAACUUGAAAUUUGGUGUCUUGGUGUCUUGUCUUCAAAAUUAGAGGGUAAGAAUGCGCUUGUUUGUAGUUGUAAGUCACUGAAUACUUUUGUUGCGUUGAAAGAAUGGUUGUUUCCUUUGGACACAUUUUGCCGCAUCUUACGAUAUGUAGUUUUGCCUGGAUAGUUAAGAUCCUGAUUUAAAACAAUGAAUUUCUGUCAAUCAAAUCUCAGUAAACGGAUAGUCCUUGA